This is a messenger RNA of Dioszegia hungarica, 1812 nucleotides long. RefSeq lists its product as uncharacterized. The record is from RefSeq and is a predicted model, not a curated record. Gene Ontology annotation, cellular component: nucleus. The transcript is spliced from 3 exons. Bases 1 to 1812 code for a protein of 603 amino acids. Lineage: Eukaryota; Fungi; Basidiomycota; Tremellomycetes; Tremellales; Bulleribasidiaceae.
AUGCCCGCCUUCUACUCGCCGCAGCUGACACCCUCGACCCCUUCCGCCCCGUCCAUUUCCUACGCCUACCCAUCGCAGUUCACUCAGUCCUCCUCGAGUUCGGGACAGCAACAACAACAACACCUCCCGCCCCAGUUCAGCCUGAAUCAGUCGCACCCGCCAUUCGGCGGACAUCCGGGUCAUCUGCGCAUGGCCCAGUCGGGCGCGUCGACGCCGGUACCCACCAGUCCGGUUGCGGGGUCGCAUGCGCUGCCGAGGAGUAGCAGUAUGAUGGAUUUUGGAAGCUAUGGCGUGGGGAAUGGGUCAGGGGGAGGAAAUGGAGGUGCGAAGUGGGGAGCGAGGAAGUUGGGCGCGGGGCUGGGGAUGACGAUGGGUGGGGGAGAUAAGGGUGUCAGCACGGCGGAUUUGCUAGCUGCUACUGGAUCUGCUUCACCACCCUCGACCUCCGCCCAUCCCUCCUCUUUUGACCCUUCGCCAGGGCAACUCGGUAUCGGCUCUUCGUCAGGCUCGUCAGGGUCAUACGGCGACCCAAUGAACGAUCAACCAGCAGGCACCGGCAUGUCCAUCUCACCCCCAUCUUGGGGCGCAUAUGGCCAGCUAGGAUCUCCGCCGGGUGGAUCGGGGUCGUACGGUAACGCAUAUAUGGGCUCAUGGGGCGGCGCAGUGGGAGGUGGGAUGGGCAGCUUUGUGGGUAGCCUGGGACAGAUGGGACAGAGCUUUGGUAGAGAGAGGGAUAGAGAGCUGGAGGCGAGAUACGUCAGGGAUUUCAGUUGUUGUGGGAGACAACUGAAUGGAUUGCACGAGCUGCUAGAGCACUACGAAGAGGAACAUGCCAAUCUCUCGCCCGACGCCCGCUUUGCCGCUCUCUCCGCAGCACAUGUACCUCCCGGCCAUCCUCGCCCUUCCUUCACCAUGCCCAACCCCGCCGUCUCCUCCGUCCAGCCUCCAUUAUCGCGACACCUCCUCGGAUCCGGCGCUGGGAGCUCAGACGACGUCCCCGCUCCGCCCGGCAUGAUGGAUAUCGAAAUGGAGGAUGACGCUAUGGGCAGCGGCCCCCCAAAUCCCAGCUCGAAUGGGUCGAGGGGGAUGCAGAACGGAUACCCCCAGCUCCAGGGCGGCGGCUUCGGGGCGGGCGGAUUUGGGAUGCACAACCAAACACAACCGCAUCAUUCGCCAUGGGCUUCGGCGUUCCGGUCGCCUUAUGCCGGAUCGACAGGGAUCCCGCCUAGUCUCCUUACGAUGCCAACCACGCCGGCGCCGCAGGUCAUGCCGCUGGGUAUACCGCAGGGACAACCGGCGCCGGGCGGUUUGACACACGCUCAGCUGCUCCAGCAGCAGUUGCAGCAGUCUCAGCAGACACAGCUGCAGAUACAGCAGCAGCAGCAACAGCAGCAGCAGCAGCAGCAGCAGCAACAAUUCGCCGUCCGGCCCAUCACACCCGCGGUUUCCAAUCUCCAAACUACCUCUCUCCCUGCAUCGCGCGCAUCCACACCCGGACCCAGCACGUCCAAAGCCCCUCUCAGCCAAGAAGAGCUCGACGCGCGCGCCGCUCGGAAAGCGCAGCGCAAGGCCGAGAGGCAGGCGCAGGCGAAACGCGCGGCAGAGGGGGAAGAUGGGAGCGGGGAUGACGGACACGCGGGCGAGGUGGAGAAGAAGUUCCCGUGUCCUAUUGAAGGGUGCGGGAAGGUGUAUAAACAGGCCAAUGGGCUCAAGUAUCACCUGACGAGGAGUAUCAAUAGUGGGCACGGGAACGUGGCCGAGCUGGGGCUGCAGGGGGCGAUAGAGGCGGAGAAGGCGAGUGGGGGUGGGUAG